AUGACCGCAGCCGCCGCUAGCCCCGGCCGCUUCCCUUGGCCGGAGGGGCACAUCGUGCACCCCAGGGGCUUCGACCCGGCCGUACAGCCGGCGUCCCACAACCAAGGGCUCAAGGCUCAGCAGGCCCGCCUGCGCUUGAGCAUGUACGGGAUCGAGCUGCGCAAACUCCUCACCGCUCUGCAGACGUACGUGAGCACUCAGGUGCAGAACCGCCCGUCCACCGUUGGCGGGGCUCUGCAGCACGCGCUCACCUGCUUUGAGGGCGACGACCAGGCGCAUGUGAGCGGCUCCAUGCACCUCAUCGCGGGCGAUCUCAUGCACGCGCUCCCCCCAGACCAGCGUUACGACGGUGCUUACCUGCACCCGGACCAGGCAGGCGCCGUCGGGGCUGUCAUCGCUUACAGC
Molecule: messenger RNA, 405 nt
Organism: Monoraphidium neglectum
Lineage: Eukaryota; Viridiplantae; Chlorophyta; Chlorophyceae; Sphaeropleales; Selenastraceae
Exons: 1
Source: RefSeq, a predicted model, not a curated record